UUUCGGCUAACAAUAUUGAUUAUUUUUAAGUGUAAACUAAAAGUAACAUAUUUGUAAGAGUGUUUAAAAAAAAAAAGGUGGGAGAUUUUUUUUUUUUUUUGUCAAAGUAGCAUGAUGGCUAGAUAUUCACUCUUUAAGUUGAAUAAGAGAAUUAUGAGUUCGAACCUCGGCUCAUACAUAUCGCAAUAUUCUUAUCAAUUUAGCUAUGCUCACGGAUACAUCCGUAAGAGAAUUCUAGUAAUACUCUUUUAAAAUACUUGAUCAUUUAUGUACCAAAAAACAUUAUUUGUUACUUAUUAGUUAAUUUUUCAUUUUGAAAAGCCAGUACAUUUUUAUUUCUUAAAGAAGACAAUAUAUACAUAAGUUGUCAAUUUAUAAGGCGAGCGUGUAAACUAUAAUAUAUAUAUUUUUAAAUAUAGAUCAAUUAAAGAAUAUGUUGAAUAGCUAGUGUGUAAAUAAAGUGUUGUUAUCAUUUUUUUACUACCAAUGUUAGCAUUUUAAUUUUUUGAUUUACUAUUACUAGAAUAGAACUUGGCUGUAACAUGAUCCUUAGAAUCCUUCAACAAAAAAAAAAAAUGAUCCUUAGAAAACUGUAACAUUUUGAUCCAUAGAAAGCAAAUGUGCUAAUGACUCGGGUCUUCGCUUAUUUUUAGUCACAUUUAUCUAUUUUUUGACAUUAAUAGCACAAAGUGUGUCUUAUAAAUACAAACCAAAAUUAAAAGACAAGAAAGAAAAAUACCACAACACAACACAAUAAAAUUGGUGUCUCUCAAAAACAAAAAACAAAAAAACACAGAAAUUGGAGGGUUUACUUGUAGAAUUAGUUGUUUAGUUUGGUAGGAAAAAAAGGAAAAACAAAUGGUUUUCUCAAAAUCAUGUUGUAGUUUUUUUAGGCUCUGCCUAAUUAUAGUGUCAUUUGUUGCAUUUCAAUGUAAUGCUGAUGGCAACCAAACCUCAACUCUAGUUGUAAAUGCUGGAUCAGCUGGAAGGCCAAUUCCUAACACCCUUUUUGGAAUAUCUCUUGAGGAGGUCAACCGUGCUGGUACUGGGGGAAUAUGGUCUGAACUUGUGAGCAACAGAGGGUUUGAAGCCGGAGGAACUCAGGUUCCAUCAAAUUUUGACCCUUGGGCCAUAGUUGGAACAGAAGCAGAUAUUCAUGUAGUGACUGAGCUUAGUUCUAGCUUUGAACGCAAUAAGGUUGCAUUGAGAAUUGAUGUGCUAUGUGAUAAUUGCCCAGUUGAUGGUGUUGGAAUUUCUAACCCAGGUUUUAAGGGCAUGAAUAUUGUGCAAGGGAAGCAAUACAAGGUAGCACUCAAUUAUCGUUCGUCAGGACCACAAGAUAUGACAAUUUCAUUCAGAGAUGCAAAAAGUGGAGGAAUAUUGGGUUCUAGCCAAAUCAUAAAACGUAAUAAAAAGGUUGCAAAGUGGAAAAAAAUGGAGACCAUAAUAACAGCCAGUGCAUCAAGUUCAAAUGCAAGUCUUACCUUAAGAACAACGAAAAAAGGAACCAUAUGGUUAGACCAAGUAUCAGCUAUGCCUCAAGACACAUAUAAGGGACAUGGUUUCCGAAGCGACUUGGUUGAAAUGAUAAUGCAGUUGAAACCAGCCUUUUUUAGAUUUCCAGGUGGUAAUUUUCUUCGAGGAGGAGCAUUGAUGAACGCAUUUCGGUGGAAAGAUACGGUUGGACCUCAAGAACAAAGACCCGGACACUUUAAUGAUGUUUGGAAUUAUUGGACAGACGAGGGAUUUGGUUAUUACGAGGGUCUUCAACUAGCUGAGGACAUUGGUGCAACGCCUGUAUGGGUCAUCAACAACGGCCUCAGUGAGACUGAUAGUGUUGAUACAAGUGCCAUCUCACCUUUUGUGCAAGAAGCACUUGAUAGUAUUGAGUUUGCUAGAGGUCCAUCCACUUCAAAAUGGGGAGCCAUUAGAGCAUCUAUGGGACACCCAGAGCCUUUUGUCCUAAAAUAUAUUGCUCUUGGUAGCAAUAAUUGUGGGAUGAAAAAUUACCUUGGAAAUUACUUGGCCUUCCACAAAGCAAUACGGCAAUCUUAUCCAGAUAUUCAAAUUAUUUCAAAUUGUGAUGCUCAUGAGAAGCCGCUAGAUCACCCAGCCGAUCUGUAUGAAUAUAAAAAUUAUCCUAAAGAUGAUGCUCGAGCUAUGUUUAAUCUUGGUGUUAAUUUUGAUAAGUCACCACGCAAUGGACCAAAGGCUUUUGUGAGUGAAUAUGCUCUAAUAGGAGACAAGCAAGCUAAGUUUGGAACCAUUUUGGCUGGUGUGGCUGAAGCUGGAUUCCUUAUUGGAUUAGAAAGAAAUAGUGAUCAUGUUGCAAUGGCUUCUUAUGCACCACUUUUGGUAAAUGCAAAUGAUAGAAAUUGGAGCCCAGAUGCAAUUGUCUUUGACAGCGAUCAAUCGUAUGGAACUCCUAGCUAUUGGACGCAGGUUCUGUUUAAAGAGUCAAAUGGAGCAACUUUUAUCAACUCACAACUUCAAACACCUGAUCCCGGAAUGCUGGCUGCAUCUGCAAUUCUUUGCAAAAAUCCUCAAAAUAAUGACACUCACUUAAAAAUAAAGAUUGCAAACCUAGGGAACAACCAAGUGAAUCUCAAGAUUUCUCUUCAAGGAUAUGUGAGCAAAAACCUAGCUGGGUCAACAAAGACCGUUCUCGCGUCUCAAAAUAUACUUGAUGAGAAUAGCUUCACAGAACCAAAAAAGAUAGCACCACAACAAAGUCCACUUCAGAAUCCUGGCAAUGAGAUGAAUGUCAUAAUCCCUCCAAUUUCAUUAACAGUACUUGAUAUCUUUUAAUAAUGAUGAUACCCUUGAGAUAUAAAUAAGCAGAGAAUAUAAGGGUUGAGUUUUUUGGAGUAAUAUUCUCAUAGUUU
Medicago truncatula (barrel medic) is the source of this 2885-nucleotide messenger RNA. RefSeq names its product alpha-L-arabinofuranosidase 1. NCBI's taxonomy places the organism in Eukaryota, Viridiplantae, Streptophyta, Magnoliopsida, Fabales, Fabaceae. The record is from RefSeq and is a predicted model, not a curated record. Gene Ontology annotation, molecular function: alpha-L-arabinofuranosidase activity. Gene Ontology annotation, biological process: L-arabinose metabolic process. The transcript is spliced from 17 exons. Bases 859 to 2808 code for a protein of 649 amino acids.